UACUACGACAGCAACAUGCUAAGUGGUGCAAAGAUCCUGUCCGGCACGGAGGUGGCCAAGGAGAUCCGCGAGCGGUUAAAGAAGGAUGUGGCCGAGAUCCGGCGCCAGGUACCGACGCUUGUGCCCGGGUUGGCGAUCGUGCAGGUUGGUGGCCGCGAGGACUCGAACGUCUACAUCCGGAUGAAGAUCAAAGCGGCGGAAGAGAUCGGCAUGUACGCCGAACACGUCCAGCUGCCGCGUACGACCACGCAGGACGAGCUGUUGGCAACGGUCAAGCGCCUCAACGAGGACCCUUGCUUCCACGGCAUCAUCGUCCAAAUGCCGCUCGAUUCGGACUCCCCGAUCGAUGCACAUCUCAUCACGGAUGCCGUUUCCCCGGAAAAGGACGUGGAUGGGCUCAACACCGUCAACGAGGGGCGCGUCGCAACGGGUGAUAUGGGCGGAUUCCUGCCCUGCACGCCAAACGGUUGUAUGGAGUUAAUCAAACGUAGCGGCACACCGAUCGCAGGCUCAUAUGCGGUCGUGAUUGGUAGAAGCAAGAUCGUUGGAACCCCGAUGUCGGAGUUGCUUAAAUGGGCCGAUGCCACCGUCACGAUCGCGCACUCUAAGACGAAGAACCUGAACCUGCUCAUCAAGAAGGCGGACAUCCUGGUGGUGGCCGUCGGCCGACCAGAGAUGGUCCGGGGCGCCUGGAUUAAGCCGGGCGCUGUCGUCAUAGAUUGCGGUAUAAACUCCAUCCCGGACCCGACCAAGAAGAGCGGCCAGCGGUUGGUGGGAGACGUGAAGUACGACGAGGCGCUGACCGUUGCCUCGCACGUAACACCGGUUCCAGGAGGUGUAGGUCCGAUGACGGUCGCGAUGCUGAUGCAGAACACCGUUCAGUCUGCCCAGAGAGUUGCCCGGAGAUUGAUCGAGAUGGAGUUCCGCUGGUGUUUGAAGCAGCUUCCACUCAAGCUAACCGAACCGGUUCCCAGUGACAUCGAGAUUGCUCGCGCCCAGGUGCCAAAGGAUGUGUCCUUGUUGGCACAGGAGAUCGGUCUGAUACCGUCCGAGGUGUCGUUGUACGGGACGAAGAAAGCCAAAGUAUCCCUGAAGGUGUUGGAGCGUCUCCAGUAUGAGGACGAUGCGAAAUACGUCGUCGUCGCCGGAAUUACACCGACUCCGUUGGGUGAGGGUAAAAGUACCACCCUGGUUGGGCUAGUGCAGGCCUUGACCGCACACAAGCGAUACAAUUCGAUCGCAUGCCUGCGCCAGCCUUCGCAAGGACCUACGUUCGGUAUCAAGGGUGGAGCGGCUGGUGGUGGCUACUCGCAGGUCAUCCCGAUGGAGGACUUCAACCUGCAUCUGACCGGUGACAUCCACGCAGUUACGGCGGCAAACAAUCUGCUGGCAGCGCAGCUGGACGCACGCAUUUUCCACGAGGCGACCCAAACCGACCAAGCCCUGUACGAGCGGCUGGUACCGGCCAUCAAGGGAUCGCGCAAGUUCGCCCCGAUCCAGCUACGUCGAUUGAAGCGGCUUGGCAUCGACAAGACGGACCCGUACACGCUUACACCGGAAGAGAUCCGUCGCUUCGCCCGACUCAACAUCGACCCACACAACGUGGUUUGGACGCGCGUGCUGGACGUGAACGAUCGCUAUCUGCGUAAGAUCACCAUUGGUCUGUCACCGACCGAGAAGAACCUGACACGUGACACCAGCUUCGCGAUCUCGGUGUCGAGCGAGAUCAUGGCCAUCCUGGCGUUGGCUACCGGGCUCGAGGAUAUGAAGCAGCGACUGGCGAAGAUGGUGGUGGCUUUCGAUAAGGCUGGCACACCGGUCACCGCGGAUGAUUUGGGAGUGACUGGUUCGAUGAUGGUGCUGCUAAAGGAUGCCAUCGAGCCAACGCUCAUGCAGACGCUCGAGGGUACUCCGGUGCUGGUGCACGCCGGUCCGUUCGCUAACAUCGCGCACGGUUGCUCCUCUAUCGUGGCGGACGAUAUCGGCAUGAAGUUGGCUGGUAAGCGCGGUUUCGUCGUGACGGAAGCCGGUUUCGGUUCCGACAUAGGCAUGGAGAAGUUCUUCAACAUCAAGUGCCGCGCUUCCGGCAAGGUGCCGAAUGCGGUCGUACUGGUAACAACGGUGCGAGCGCUGAAGAUGCAUGGUGGAGGUCCGGUUGUGACCGCAGGAGCGCCGUUGCGGCGUGAAUACAUGAGCGAGAAUCUCGACCUGCUGGAGAAAGGGUUGCCGAACCUGCUAAAGCACAUUGAGAACGGUUUGAAGUUUGGCGUUCCGGUUGUGGUUGCCAUCAACGCCCACGGCACCGAUUCCGCGGCCGAACACGAGCUAGUACGUACGGCGGCCAAGGCUGCUGGGGCGUUCGAUGCGAUCGUAUCGAACCACUGGGCCAAGGGUGGCGAAGGAGCUGCUGAACUGGCUCAGGCGGUCAUCGAUGCCUGCAACCGGCCAGCUGACUUCAAGCUGCUGUACGAGCUGGACCUGCCGAUCGAGGACAAGAUCAUCCGAAUCGCCAAGGAGAUGUACGGGGCCGGCACGGUGGAGCUAAACAGCAAGGUUCGGGAUGCCAUCCGUCUCUACACGGAAAAGGGCUUUGGCAAGCUGCCGAUCUGUAUGGCCAAGACGUCGAUGUCGCUGACGGGUGACCCGAGCGUGAAAGGUGCGCCGAAGGACUUCAAGCUGGUCAUCAAUGACAUCUGCCUUUCGGCCGGUGCCGGGUUCGUCGUACCGAUGUGCGGUGAAAUCUCCAAGAUGCCCGGUCUCCCAACACGACCGUCAAUUUUUGACAUCGACCUUAACACCGAAACGGGGGAAAUCGAGGGAUUGUUUUAAAGCGGCCAGCUGAUGCGCUGUUGCUACGAGCUAGGCUUGAAUGAAUUCGAUUUUUGUAGACCGAGAGAAAGUGAAAAUUUUAACUAUUUUCUUUGCCAUAUUUUUGAUACACGAGUUUACUGUGUUAACGCUUGCUGUAUACUCCGAAGGGAUUAUUUUGAAAUUAUCGAAAGCAUACCACGCUUUUUUCACUGUCGACCUGACCAUAUUUCAGAUUCAAUCAGACGCUUAUCGCUACGUUGAAAAUUUACCAAAUACAUCACUU
Anopheles nili is the source of this 3094-nucleotide messenger RNA. It is a transcript of the gene pug, whose product is annotated as C-1-tetrahydrofolate synthase, cytoplasmic. The transcript has 8 exons. Bases 16 to 2829 code for a protein of 937 amino acids. Gene Ontology annotation, cellular component: cytosol. Gene Ontology annotation, biological process: tetrahydrofolate interconversion. The record is from RefSeq and is a predicted model, not a curated record. NCBI's taxonomy places the organism in Eukaryota, Metazoa, Arthropoda, Insecta, Diptera, Culicidae. Gene Ontology annotation, molecular function: methylenetetrahydrofolate dehydrogenase (NADP+) activity; methenyltetrahydrofolate cyclohydrolase activity; ATP binding.